Molecule: messenger RNA, 960 nt
Organism: Knipowitschia caucasica
Lineage: Eukaryota; Metazoa; Chordata; Actinopteri; Gobiiformes; Gobiidae
Source: the annotation of a GenBank genome assembly
AUGGCGUCUGCAAACGUUACUCUGGAAAAUCAGCUGCACAGUGCACAGAAAAACCUGCUCUUCCUCCAGCAGGACCACGCCAACACGUUGAAGGGACUGCACGCCGAGAUACGCAGGCUACAGCAGCAGUGCACUGACCUGACAUAUGAGCUGACUGUGAAGACUGGUGAUCCCUCAGACAGUGGGGAGGUCCGGUGCAAAGAGCUGCAGAGGAGGUGUGAGGAGCUGGAGGCCGAGCUGAAGAAGAAGGAGGAGGAGAACACUGAGCUGCUGCGCGACCUGGAGCAGAAGAACGCCAUGAUCUCCGUGCUGGAAAACACCAUUAAAGAGCGCGAGAAGAAAUACCUGGAGGAGCUCAAGAUGAAGAGUCACAAACUGGCUGUUCUGUCGGGCGAGCUAGAGCAGAGAGCCAGCACCAUCGCAUACCUCACCGCGCAACUCCACGCCACUAAGAAAAAACUGUUAGCUGGCAGCUCCUCCGAGGCUAGUCCCAACGUAAGCCCUGUGUCGUCGUACAAGCCCACCCCUCCGCCGGCCAAAGACAGGCAGCCCGAGACCCCGCGGCGCCGCAUGAAGAAGAGCCUGUCUCAGCCACUGCACCCGGAGCUCACAGAGGUGUAUCGCGUCGGGCAGGAAGGCCGGAGGGUGGUGCUCCGCGAGUCCCUGGACGCCAUGCCCGACCCUACGCCCUUCCUCCAGGCCGAACCACAGCUGCUGCGUGAACGUCCCGCGGUCAUCCCCCCCAUAGCACCUUCGGGCUCCGCUGCCGGCGUCAGUCCUCGCCACAGCCCGGCGCGAGACAGGCAGCACCGCGCACACGUGGGGGUGGCGCACCGCAUUCCCCACGGAGCACCUCCCCCGUUCGCCCCACUGCAGACGGAGCUGGAGACGCUGGCGGUGGACCAGGUCGCUGAGGAUAAAGUGGUACGUAAACGCUCAGGUGUGGAUCGGACGGUUUGA